This is a messenger RNA of Corylus avellana, 1221 nucleotides long. Its product is annotated as protein PHOSPHATE-INDUCED 1. Lineage: Eukaryota; Viridiplantae; Streptophyta; Magnoliopsida; Fagales; Betulaceae. The record is from RefSeq and is a predicted model, not a curated record.
CAAAUCCCACUCACAAUCGCAAGCUAUCUCAGCUUCUAUCUCCUCUUCUCUUCACUAUUUUUAUCCGCUAAAGAAAAAAAAAUGGCCUGUUUAGCAUCUGAAACUUUCAUCAAAUUAUUCCUUGUAAUCUCUCUGAUUCAAGUAGCUUUGGCUACUAGAAAGCUCAAUGAGCUCGUGCAAGAUCAGCCUCAGCUCUUGCAAUACCACAAUGGGCCUCUGCUUUCGGGCAAAAUUUCCGUAAAUCUCAUCUGGUACGGCAAGUUCAGGCCAUCCCAGAGAGCCAUCAUCUCCGAUUUCAUCACCUCUUUGUCACCUUCUUCUACUUCCCAGAACGCCCAACCCUCUGUUGCCACCUGGUGGAAAACCACUGAGAAAUACUACCACCUCACCUCCUCCAGGAGACUACACUCGUCUCUUUCGCUCUCCUUGGGAAAGCAAAUACUGGACGAGAGCUACUCGUUGGGGAAGUCGCUCACGUCCAAACAAAUCGUGGAAUUGGCUUCCAAGGGUGACCAGAAGAACGCUAUCAACGUCGUUCUUACCGCCUCAGACGUGGCCGUCGAAAAGUUCUGUCUUAGCCGGUGUGGGACUCAUGGGUCUGCACCAGGCAAAAACAUCGGUCACGUCAAGGGCACGAACUACAGAUUCGCUUACAUCUGGGUUGGUAACUCUGAGAUCCAGUGCCCGGGGCAAUGCGCGUGGCCAUUCCACCAGCCAAUCUACGGACCCCAGAGCCCACCCCUGGUCGCACCCAACAACGAUGUGGGUCUGGACGGAAUGACAAUCAACCUGGCUAGCCUCUUGGCAGGGACUGCCACGAACCCAUUUGGAAACGGCUACUUCCAGGGCCCGGCGGAGGCUCCCCUGGAGGCGGCGUCGGCUUGUCCUGGUGUAUAUGGCAAAGGGGCUUACCCUGGUUAUGCUGGGGACCUUUUGGUGGAUCCAACAACUGGUGCUAGCUACAAUGCACAUGGAAGUAAUGGGAGGAAAUUCAUGCUUCCUGCGUUGUAUGAUCCUGCAACAUCGUCUUGUUCAACUCUGGUCUGAUCGGAAAGUGGACAGUGGAUUAGUACGGUUAGAGCAAUGGCUAGUGGAAUGAUCAAUGUAUACUCUAGAGAGAGAGAGAGAGAGGCAGAUAAUCUAAUUCAUUUAUUUGUUCAUUUGUUUUGGUUUUGCGGAUUAAUAAUGCAAGAGCAAAUUACUUUGGUUUGCUUCUUUAAA